Molecule: messenger RNA, 648 nt
Organism: Cadophora gregata
Lineage: Eukaryota; Fungi; Ascomycota; Leotiomycetes; Helotiales; Ploettnerulaceae
Exons: 3
Coding region: 1-648 (215 amino acids)
Source: RefSeq, a predicted model, not a curated record
AUGGCUUCUCCCUUCGAGAUCAAACCUCAACACAGUUCGACAGGGAUAGCAGCCAUCUACGAUAUCGUCUGGCUCGCGAAUUCUUUUCGAGAAAGAACUCGUGCCAACAAAUUCGCCGUCCGUGGCAAAGAAAGAGUACAAUACAGAGCAGAGUUGAGAUUUGAAGGCCGGGAGAGCGUCUACGGAUGUGACGAAAAGCUCUUCCAAAACUUCAAUAUCCUCUCCCUCCCACCAGCAUCAACAUUCCACCUCUCUCCUCUCCCCAUACCCUCACCCACACCUGCACCAUCACCAACAGAUUUCAUACCCCUCACAUCACCCAGCCCAUCCAAUCCAGGAACCCUCGACCUAACAUUCACCGCUCCCACUGCAGACUCCGACGGCUACCCCUUCCUCCAUUUCCAAUACCAAUUCUCAACAAAAAUGCUAGAUGACAGAGGAGAGAAGUUACAGAUGUGUGCAGUAGGAUGGGCGAAGAGAAGGGAAUAUGAUGAUGAGGUUCCGACGGGCAGGGAUACGUGUUUGAGUGAUGUGGAGAGGGAGAGCUUGGUGCGGAGGAGAGAGAUUGACAUGGUGGCGUUGGAGGGGAGGCUGUCGAGUGGGAUGAAUAGGAUGGAGGGGCUGGAGGAAGGUGAGGUUAUGGAAUAG